Protopterus annectens (West African lungfish) is the source of this 8524-nucleotide messenger RNA. RefSeq names its product tenascin C (gene TNC). The coding region runs from base 445 to 7692 and encodes 2415 amino acids. Gene Ontology annotation, molecular function: protein binding. The transcript has 28 exons. The record is from RefSeq and is a predicted model, not a curated record. NCBI's taxonomy places the organism in Eukaryota, Metazoa, Chordata, Ceratodontiformes, Protopteridae.
AUUUAUCCUAAAGGCAUCCCAUUACAGCAACUAAGCCAAGGUUCAGUGCUCAGAGCAGCAGUAUAUAAAUCCAGGAGGCACUUGUCUUUCCUGACACAGUUUGUCUUCUGUUUAGGUAGCUGCUACCCUCUAUCUCUCAUCUCUUCCUCUGUCUCACACACAUACGCACAAAUUAUCUGUUUCAUUCUUUCUCUGUCCUGGCUCUCCUGAAUACUUCAUGCAGACUGAAUGAAUCAUUUCCCCUGUUGACAAUAAAAUAAAAGGAAAUAUUUACUAGUCUGAUGAAAGCUGUCUCCUAAACACUAGGAUUACUUAAAUAAAUGGUCACAGCAUCCACAGGUUAAGAUUCUGUAUACCCUCAGUGAAACCAAAGCCAAGGUUUUCCUUUUCUGAAGUUCUCUAGAUUUGUAUCAUCACUGCUAAUAGAAAGAGACAUCUGUCAGCAUGGGGUUCCAGACCCACAUUCUGAUUUAUUUAUUAAUAGCAGUUUUAGUAGCAGAGACUCAUGGAGGUACAAUCAAAAAACUCAUCAGGCAACGAGAAAGCGUGCAACCCAGUGAAGGCAGCGCAACCAUGUUGGCAGGAGAACAGCCUGUAGUCUAUAAUCAUGUGUAUAACAUUAAGCUGCCCAUGGGGUCGUUGUGCUCCGUUGACCUAGAUGCUCCGCAGAAUCCAGAAGUGAAGCCUGUCCUUGAGUCUGGUAGUCAGCAAACAGAGCACACUAUUGAUGAAGAAAACCAGAUUGUGUUUACACACAAGAUAAAUAUCCCUCGUCAGGCCUGUGGAUGUGCAUCUGCGCCAGAUAUCAAACAACUGCUAGCGAGACUGGAGGAACUGGAAAGCCAGGUUUCAACUCUGCGGGAACAAUGUGGCAAUGGUGAAGGAUGCUGUGGAAAUUGCCAAGGAACAGGAAUAAUUUCUGUGGUACCCUAUUGCAAUGGAAAAGGAAACUACAGUUCAGAAACUGGCUGUGUAUGUGAACCUGGCUGGAGAGGUCCCAACUGCACUGAGCUGGAUUGCAUAGGAAACUGCAAUAAUCGUGGGAAAUGCAUUGAUGGAAAAUGUGUUUGUGAUGAAGGGUUUGCUGGUGAGGACUGCAGUGAAAUUCUUUGUCUCAAUGACUGUAGUGACCAGGGCAGGUGUGUCAAUGGCAUUUGCAUCUGCUUUGAGGGGUUCUCUGGUGAUGACUGCAGUAUUGAAGUCUGUCCCAUUGACUGUGGUGAACAUGGACAAUGUAUAAAUGGUGAAUGUGUUUGCCAUGAAGGCUACAUUGGCGACGAUUGCAGUGAAACCUUAUGCCCCAAUAAUUGCAACAAUCGAGGUCGCUGCAUAGAAAAUGAAUGUGUCUGCGAUGAAGGUUUCACUGGAGAAGAUUGCAGUGAGCUCAUUUGUCCUAACGAUUGCUAUGAUCGUGGACGCUGUGUGAAUGGAACCUGCUACUGUGAAGAAGGUUUUACUGGUGAGGACUGUGGGCAAUUAGCCUGUCCCAACAACUGUAAUAACCAUGGCAGAUGUGUAAAUGGCCAGUGUGUCUGCAAUGAAGGGUUCAUGGGACUAGACUGCAGUGAAUUAUCCUGCUUGAACAACUGCCAUAAUCGUGGUCGUUGUGUCAACGGCCAGUGCAUCUGUGAUGAAGGCUAUAUUGGUGAUGACUGUGGAGAAUUAGCCUGCCUGAACAACUGCCAUAACAGAGGACGCUGUGUCAAUGGCCAGUGUAUUUGUGAUGAAGGUUUUACUGGUUUAGACUGUGGUGAACUAAGAUGCCCCAAUGAUUGCCUUGGUAGAGGCCGCUGUGUCAAUGGACAGUGUGAGUGUGAUGAAGGUUACACUGGUGAGGAUUGCAGUGAAUUAACAUGCCCAAACAACUGCAUGAAUAGAGGCCGCUGCAUUAAUGGACAGUGCAUCUGUGAUGAAGGCUACACUGGAGAAGGCUGCAGUGAGCUGACCUGUCCCAAUAAUUGUCUGAAUAGAGGCCGCUGUGUCAAUGGGCAGUGCGUUUGUGAUGAAGGCUACACUGGUGAAGACUGCAGUGAGUUGACCUGCCCCAAUAACUGUCUGAAUAGAGGCCGCUGUGUCAAUGGGCAGUGCGUUUGUGAUGAAGGCUACACUGGUGAAGACUGCAGUGAGUUGACCUGCCCCAAUAACUGUCUGAAUAGAGGCCGCUGUGUCAAUGGGCACUGCGUUUGUGAUGAAGGCUACACUGGUGAAGACUGCAGUGAGUUGACCUGCCCCAAUAACUGUCUGAAUAGAGGCCGCUGUGUCAACGGGCAGUGUGUCUGUGAUGAAGGUUACACUGGAGAAGACUGCAGUGAACUCACCUGUCCCAAUAACUGUCUGAAUAGAGGUCGAUGUGUUAAUGGUCAGUGUGUCUGUGAUGAAGGCUAUACUGGUGAAGACUGCAGUGAACUGACCUGCCCUGAUAACUGUCUAAACAGAGGCCGCUGUGUAAAUGGGCAGUGCAUCUGUGAUGAAGGAUACACUGGUGACAACUGUGGUGAGCUAACAUGUCCUAACAACUGCAAUAAUCGUGGACGCUGUGUCAAUGGACAGUGCAUCUGUGAUGCUGACUUCAUAGGUGAAGACUGUGGUGAACUUAGAUGCCCUAAUGACUGCAGUCUUCAAGGACAAUGUGUCAAUGGCCAGUGCAUCUGUGAUGAAGGUUUUGUUGGAGAAGACUGCUCAGAAGUGUCUCCACCUAAAAACCUGCUAGUUACAGAUGUAACUGACAAAACUAUAAACCUGGAGUGGACCAAUGAAAGAAAAGUUACUGAGUAUCUCAUUACAUAUGUCCCUACUGCACCGGGUGGUCUGGAACUGGAUUUCAGGGUUCCAGGUGAUCAGACCACAGCUCUAGUACAAGAACUAGAACCUGGCAUUGAGUACUUCAUUAGAGUUUUUGCCAUCCUUAAGAACAAAAAGAGCAUCCCUGUCAGUGCAAGGGUAGCCACACAUCUCCCCACACCAGAUGGCUUAAGGUUUAAGACCAUCAGAGAUACGGCUGUGCAGGUGGAGUGGGAUCCUUUAGAUGCUAUUUUUGAGGCCUGGGAAAUUAAGUUCAAGAAUACCGAAGACAAUGAGGAUACCACCAGCAGUCUGACACGUCCAGAAACCACUUACUUGCAGACUGGCCUCAUUCCUGGUCACGAAUAUGAAGUUUCUCUCCAGGUUGUAAAGAACAAUACACGUGGUCCUGCAGUGAAGAAGACAGUUACUACCAUGCUUGAUGCUCCAAGCCAGGUGGGUAUAAGAGAUAUUACAGACAGCACAGCUUUUGUGACAUGGUUCAAACCGGUGGCUGACAUUGAUGGCAUCAAACUGACAUAUGGACCUCAUGCUGACAGCAGUGACAGGACCACAGUGGAUGUUUCUCCUGAUAACAACCAGCAGUCUCUUGGAAAUCUGAAACCAGACACAGAAUAUGAAGUUACCCUAAUUUCUACACGUGGAGAUAUGAGAAGUGUUCCCGUGACUACAACUUUCACUACAGAGCUUGACACACCCAAAAAUCUGAAGAAAGUAUCUCAAACAGAUUUGACUAUAACUCUGGAAUGGAAGAACAGCCGAGCUAACGUUGACAGCUACCGAGUCAGAUAUGCUCCACUCUCUAAAGCAGAUCAUUCUGAGAUUAUUGUGCCAAGGAGUAAUCAGGCUACCACUAAAGUUACUCUCGUUGGUCUAAGGCCUGGCACAGAAUAUGGAAUUGGUGUCACUGCAAUAAAAGGUGAACGUGAGAGUGUUCCAGCUACUAUUAAUGCUGCUACAGAUAUUGACAGUCCUAAAGAUUUGAAGGUCACAGAAGCAAAGGACUCCUCCCUGGCUUUGAAAUGGAAGAAACCUGUGGCCAAGAUCGAUUUGUAUCAUCUUAUCUAUGUCACUGCUGCUGGCAAGAAGGCUGAAGUUGAAGUCCCAGCUGAUGCUGAAACCUAUGUCUUAAGUGGACUGGAUGCUGGAAUUGAGUAUACCAUCAACUUAAUCGCAGAAAGGGGUCGACAGAAGAGUAAGCCCGCUACCAUCACUGCUUCUACUGCCCUUUUAGCUACCCCAAAGACUGAAGCAAUAAAAAGUGAUGCAACUUCUCUGGAAAAAACUACAGGAAUGGCAGAAACAACUUCAGUGGCGACAUUCGUAGUCACAUCACAAAAUAAUGUCGGAACAGUUAAUACCACUUUAGAGUAUGAUAUGAUGUCACUCACAGUUUCAUCACUUCUGACGACACAAAAUGGAGAAGUAAAAACAGAUGCAUCUCCAGUGGCUACUAAUGUAACAACAGCUGCAACUAUUUCACCAUUUGUGUCUUCUGCUGUGUGGCAAAGUGAACUAAACAAUCUGUCUGUCACAGAGCUGACAUUCCACAGCUGUAAGAUUCUGUGGGCAGCACAAAAUGGGACUUUUGAUAGUUUUAAUGUUGUAAUCAGAGACAUGGCUCUAUUGCAAAUGCCAAAGGAAAUUUCUAUAACCGGAGAUGUUCGAAGUGUUGAAGUGUCUGCACUUACUGCUAACACGCUAUUUGAGAUAGACCUUUAUGGCAUUAUUGAUGGAAGAAAUGUGACGUCUCAGCAUUUGGAACUCAGGACAGAGUCAGAACCUGAGCUGAAAAACCUAACGGUAUCAGAUAUAAAAUGGGAGAGCUUUAGUCUUUACUGGACCACAGAUGAUACCUACCAGAAUUUUGUUAUUCAGGUCCAAGAGUCUGACAGGCUGGUGGAGCCUCUGGAAUUUGUAAUAUCUGGUGAUGUUCGCACUUUUGAGGUUACUGGUUUGAAUGCUUCAUCCACUUAUAAUGUCACCUUACAAGGGGUAAUUAAUGAUUAUUACACACAUCCACUGUUUGCUGAAGCUAGCACAGCUGAAGAAGGAGAAAUUGAUACUCUAGUUGUUUCAGACAUUACGUCGGAAAGCUUCAAUCUGUCAUGGACAGCUACAGAGGGAUACUUUGAAAACUUUAUUUUAGAAAUUAUUGAUUCCAACAGGUUACUGGAGCCUGUGGAAUACAACAUUUCUGGUAGUUUCAAUUCUUUUCAUAUCUCAGGGCUCUUGCCUAGCACUGAUUACAUUGCCUACCUCCAUGGAGUAACACAUGGGAAUCGUCACCCGGCUGUUAGCACUGUUGCCACAACAGCACAUGCACCUGAGCUUGGCAAUUUAGUGAUCUCAAACAUUACCUCGUAUAGCCUAUCCUUGAACUGGGAAGCACAACACAUGUUUGAUGACUUCAUAGUAGAAGUCAGAGAUUCUAAUGGGUUGCUGGAUCAGCUGGAGUAUAUAGUACCAGGCACGUUAAGGAGUACCGACCUCAAAAAUCUAAGUGCAGGAACUGAUUACUACAUCUCUCUGUAUGGUGUUUCCACUGGGCAGCGCUCACAGACAUUAUCCGCUGUAACUACAACAGAAGCAGUGCCUCGAUUUGGUGAUUUAGAAGCUUCAGCUAUUACCCCAGAGAGCUUCAUAUUGUCUUGGGAAGUAAAACAUGAAGCUUUUGAAAACAUAAUUGUACGUAUUAGAGACACUAACCAUGUAUAUGACAUGAAGGAAUACCAACUACCUGGACAUGUGACUACCAUUAAUGUCACAGGACUCACUGAUGGUACAGAAUAUAAAAUUAACGUGUCUGGCACAACGUGGGGUGGGCAGCAUUCAGAACCCAUAGCAACAGUUGUAUCAACAGAAAAAAUGCCCAAACUGGAAAACCUAACAGUUUCAGACAUACACCCAUAUGGCUUCACAGUGUCCUGGAUGGCUCUAGAGAAGGAUUUUGAUGAGUUUGUAGUAGCCGUUGUAGACUCUGGCAGAUUGCUAGCCCCACAGAUCUAUACAGUUUCAGGAGCCCAGCAGAUACUCAAAGUUACAGGCUUGAUAACAGGGAUUGGUUAUGAAAUUAAACUCACUGGCAUUGUCACGGGGCAUCACACAAAACCUUUAACUGCGCAUGCUAUAACAGAAGCAGAGCCAGAAGUGGAAAGCCUUCUAGUUUCAGAUAUUACCUCAGACAGUUUCUUGUUAUCCUGGACUACUGAUGAUGGUAUCUUCGACAGCUUUGUUAUUAAAAUUAGAGAUUCUAAUAAAGAAUUUGACCCACUGGAAUUAACAGUAUCAGGCGAACAUCGUACCAAACUUAUUACAGGGCUUAAAGCUGAUACUGAGUAUGAAAUUGAUCUUUAUGGUGUAGCUAAUGGACGACGUUCACAACCUUUCAGUGCCGCAGUUUCAACAGUUGUUGGCUCUCCAAAAGGUCUUGUCUUCUCUGGUAUCACUGACAGUAGUGUAACGGCAAGCUGGACUCCACCAAAAAUACAGGUCAACAGCUAUAGGGUCAUCUAUGUUCCAAGACGUGGAGGAACACCUAACACUGAAACAAUUGAUGGAAGCAAGUCACAGGUUACACUUCUGAACUUGACACCAGACACAGAAUAUGAAGUCCGUGUCAUCGCUAUUAAAGGAUUUGAAGAAAGCGAACCGGUAUCAGGAUUCACAACAACAUCUAUUGACGCACCAUCGGGACUUCAGGCAGUGAAUGUGACAGAUUCUGAAGCUUUGCUUCUCUGGCAACCAGCAGUUGCAAGCGUUGACGAGUAUGUUAUUGAAUACAGCGCUCGAAAUGCUCCCACAGUGACUAGAAGGGUUUCAGGCAACAAUGUGGAGUUCCAGCCAACUAAUCUCUUGCCAACAACAAAAUAUCUUGUGAGAAUAUAUGCUGUGAAAGGUGUACAACGCAGUCCAACCAUCUCCACCAGCUUUGAGACAGGUCUAGAUGCACCUAAAGAUUUGGCUGCUAGCAACAUCCAGUUGGAGACUGCGUUUCUCACAUGGAAGGCACCCAGAGGGUCCAUCACAGGAUAUUUCCUGGUGUUCGAGUCAGCUGAUGCAACUGUGAAGGAAGUUAUUCUGGGACCUGGUGUUCUGUCCUACGACAUGAAGGAGUUGAAAGCAUCGACUCAGUACACAGUUAAACUGCAGGCUAUUAAUGGUAAUAUAAGGAGCAAGAUCAUAGAGACCAUCUUCACAACAAUUGGCCUUCUCUAUCCAUUCCCCAAGGACUGCUCCCAGGCUCUGCUGAAUGGUGACACCACAUCUGGUCUCUACACUAUUUAUCUCAAUGGGGAGGAAUCUAACCCUGUUCAAGUUUACUGCGACAUGGAAUCUGAUGGUGGUGGAUGGAUUGUAUUCCUCAGGCGCAAGAAUGGGAAAGAAAAUUUCUACAGGAACUGGAAGACCUAUACUGCUGGGUUUGGUGAUCCAAACGAGGAGUUCUUUAUUGGACUUGAUAACCUGAAUAAGAUAACCAGCCAAAGCCAAUAUGAACUUCGUGUUGAUUUACGUGAUGGAGAUGAAACAGCUUAUGCCUUGUAUGAUGCAUUCAAUGUUGCUGAAAGCAGAACUCGCUUUAAGUUGACUGUAGGCACAUACAGUGGAAAUGCAGGUGACUCUCUGUCAUAUCACCAAGGACGCCCAUUCUCAACAUAUGAUCGAGACAAUGAUAUUGCUGUAACCAACUGUGCUCUCUCAUACAAAGGUGCCUUCUGGUACAGGAAUUGUCAUAGAGUGAAUCUUAUGGGACAGUAUGGUGUAGAUCGCCACAGUGAGGGUGUGAACUGGUUCCACUGGAAGGGGCAUGAACAUUCAAUCUCAUUUGCUGAAAUGAAGCUCAGACCGGCACAAUUCAGAAAUUUAGAAGGCAGAAUAAGAAGAAGUUAAGACAAAGAGAAUUACCAAAGCUUUCACUAGUGGUCGGUACGACCACAUUUUCUUUCAAAGAGCUUGCGAAUAAAAUCUCAUCAGCGUGAUGGCAUGCUAUUAACUCAGAAGGCUCUCAAAAAUCUUUUUAACUUUCAAACCAAAGAUAACUCUGAAGUGUUUAAAAGCAGCAGCUACAACUCUGCAUACAUACGUCCGCAGGGGAUAGUUGGGUUUUAUGUCAGUAUUUUGUCUUAAGUCAUGCAAUCUUAAACAAUUAAUGACAUUCAAAUGCAACAAGUAUUGAAGUGUUUCUAAUAAGCCCAUUUUUAAGAAGUGCAUAUGGGCUGUGCUCUGUUUUAAUUCUCGUCAAAGCACAAUGUCAAACGGAAGCUAGAACUUUUAAGUAUAGGUGGUCUUUUGAAGUAAACGGUGGUGUUGUAAAAAGUGUUCAGUAAGCAAUAAUAAACCAAAUGUGUUCUGGAAAACAACAUUUGUUUUCAUAAAUAAUAUAGAAAUAUUUAGGAGUAAUAUGUACAGUUGCUGUUGAAUCUGUUUUGUUAACCUAUACCUAUAAUAAAAAAGGGAACAUUUUCUGUCUGAUUUUCAGCAUUAGGACAACUGUCAGUUCAAACUGUAUAUCUGGAUCUGAAUCUUUCUAAUGUUUAAUAUUAUUUUAAAUGUCAAACUCAAAAUGUUUUUGAUCAGUAAACACCGGUUAUUAUUUAGAAGAUACCAAAACCACUGACUAGAAUGGAUACCUGUGUAAAUUAAUAAUUAAUAAUCCUACCUGAAGGAUGACCUUUAUGUAGAUUCUGUGUACUCGUUUUAAUAAAAAAAAUGUUUUGUUUUA